Linum tenue is the source of this 1563-nucleotide messenger RNA. Lineage: Eukaryota; Viridiplantae; Streptophyta; Magnoliopsida; Malpighiales; Linaceae. The record is from the annotation of a GenBank genome assembly.
AUGCUUCCACUCACCAAUUCUCCGCCGCCGGAGUCCACCAAGAUUAAAAAGCCCAAAAUCGCCCCUGCCGAUUUCAUCCCGAGGAAGAAUUCCUUCAGCUCUCUCACCUCCCUCCUCUCCCAUGCCUACCUAUCCCAGCCCCGCUCCUGGAUCUUCGUCUUCGUCCUCUUCAUCCAGAUCCUCCUCCUCCUCACUCUCCGCUCCGUCCCCUUCCACUUCCACGGCUUCCACCGCCGCCUCCCGUCUUCUCCCAGUCCCGCCGCCGCUGUCUCUGAGCCAGUCGUCAUUGCGUCCGCCGUCUCAGCAAGGUCCGACUCCGCCGCCUCCGUGGUGGUCGACGACGAGACUUACUCGCAUCGCUGCGAGCAAGGGUACGUCUACGUUUACGAUCUCCCGAGCAGCUUGAACACCGAAUUGAUCGAGAAUUGCGAGAAAUUGAACCCGUGGAGCUCGCGGUGCGACUCCCUGGCCAACGACGGGUUCGGGCAGCAGGCGGCGGCGGGAGUUUCCGGCAUCGUACCGGCGGAUUUGGCGCCGGCGUGGUUCUGGACCGAUCAAUUCGUGUCGGAGAUCGUCUUCCACAACAGGAUGAUGAAGCACAGGUGCCGGACCGCCGAGCCGGGCAAUGCGACGGCGUUUUACAUCCCGUUCUACGCCGGUUUGGCAGUGGGGAGAUUCCUGUGGCAGAAUUUCAGCCCCAAGGACCGGGACCGGCACUGCGAGACGAUGCUGAGCUGGGUGAAAUCCCAGCCGCAGUUCCAGCGAUCCAACGGCUGGGAUCACUUCAUCACCAUGGGCCGGAUCACAUGGGAUUUCCGCCGCUCCACCGAUCAAGACUGGGGGUCGAGCUGCAUCUACCUGCCGGGGAUGAGAAACAUCACGCGCCUCCUCAUCGAGCGGAACCCCUGGGACUACUUCGACGUCGGCGUCCCUUACCCGACCGGAUUCCACCCGAGAUCCGACGCCGACGUCCUCCGGUGGCAGAAAUUCGUCCGGGAGCGGAGCCGCCCCACGCUCUUCUCCUUCGCCGGAGCCACGCGCCACUCGUUUAAAAACGACUUCCGCGGCGUCCUCCUCCGCCACUGCCUCAACGAGUCGGACGCAUGCCGCGUCGUCGACUGCGGCGGGUCCCGCUGCGCGAACGGCACCUCCGCCAUCCUCGAAACGUUUCUCGACUCCGACUUCUGCCUCCAGCCGCGCGGGGACAGCUUCACGCGCCGGUCCAUCUUCGAUUGCAUGAUCGCCGGCGCAAUCCCGGUGGUGUUCUGGCGGAGGACGGCGUACUACCAGUACGAGUGGUUCCUCCCCCACGAUCCGAAGAGUUACUCUGUUUUCAUCCACCGCGACGAGGUCAAGAACGGGACCUCGAUUAGGAAAGUUCUCGACGGUUACAGCAGGGACGAAGUGAGGAGAAUGCGGGAGAAGGUGAUCGAGUACAUCCCCAAGCUGGUGUACGCGAGGAACAGCGAUGGGUUGGAGACGAUUAAGGACGCCUUCGACGUCGCCGUGGAUGGGGUGCUGAGGAGGUUCGAGGAACAGAGGGAAAGGGGUUACAAGUGGUAA